AUGGUAAAACCCUUCACUCCAAAAUCUCUUUUCAAUCUCCGCCCUAUAUUUUCUUUUUCAUCACAGUCUCAUCAUAAUCAUGAACAUAACAAAUACCCUAAUUUAGUCAACAAUGUUUGCAAAAUGCUAACCAAUCCUCGUUGGUUCAAAAAUCUAGAGCUCAAGCAUGUUAGUCACACGCUCAAUCACACUCAUGUUGCCAGAAUUGUAAGCUCUGUUAAAGACCUAGAUGUAGUCGUUAGAUUCUUUUAUUGGAUCACCAAAACCUAUUCUUAUAAGCAUGAUUUGAAUUGUUACAAGGCAAUGUUGAACCGGUUAGUCCGGGAACGUCGUCCUCGGUUAGGUGAUACGGAUCAGAUUAGGGUUUUGAUGGUGAAAGAGUGUACAACUGAGGGUCAGCUUAUGCAGGUUGUGUAUUAUUUCAAUGAGAUUAGAGGUAAAGGUGUUGGGUAUAGUUUGUAUAGCUGUAACGCGUUGUUGAUUCAGAUGGGGAAGUUUCGGAUGGUUGAAGCCGCUCGUGAUGUGUUUGGAAAGAUGCUAGGUUAUGGGAUUAAACCAAGUUUGUUAAAGUUUAAUACAAUGAUUAAUAUGUUGUGUAAAAGGGGAAUGGUUCGAGAAGCAAAGUCGUUGUCUGAUCAGAUGGGUGAGUAUGAUCUGUGUCCGGAUGUGUUUACCUUUAGUUCUAUGAUUCUUGGUUUUAUUCGAAAACGGAAGCUUGAUGCUGCUUUUGGGCUGUUUAAUCGGAUGCUCAAGGAAGGGUGUGAGCCAAAUUCGGCAACAUAUACCAAUCUUAUAAACGGGUUGUGCAGUGUGGGUCGGGUUGAUGAGGGGUUGGACAUGCUCAAGGAAAUGAUGGACAAAAACAUUGAGCCCACUGUUUAUACAUUCACAAUACCGGAUUUUUCGCUAUGUGCUGGUGGGCGCGUGAAGGAGGCUAUUGAUCUCGUAGUUAUCAUGAGGAAAACGGGCUGUUUGUUGAACGUGCAUACCUACACAGCUCUUACAAGUGGCAUGUUCCGUGUAGGACAGCCUGAACUAGCAGUUGGCUUUUACCAUAAAAUGUUGAAAGAUGGUUUGAUUCCAAACACGGUUACUUAUAAUGCCCUCAUACAUGAGUUAGGUGUGAUAUGUAGGUGUGAUGCUGCUUUUAUGGUUUUUGAUUGGAUGGAGGGACAACAUGGUAAUUUGUCAAAUACCGAAACAUACAAUGAAAUCAUUAAUAUCUUGUGCUUGAUGGAGAACUUUCAGAAGGGUAUGGUUAUUUUGAGUAAAAUGAUGAAAGUUGGCCCUUCUCCGACAGUUGUUUCGUUUAAUACCUUAAUUUUUGGAUUUAUUAAACAAGGGGAUUUAUGUAAUGCAAUGAGAUUAAUGAGCUUGAUGAAGGCAAAUGGAUGCAAACCAGAUGAGUGGUCUUAUGCUGAAGUUAUUUCAGGGUUUUGUAAAACAGGGGAUCUUGAUGGAGCUAUGACUUUUUUCCAUGAAAUGGUUGACCAAGGGUUGAAACCUAAUCAGGUUCAUUUAACGACUUUAAUUGACGGUCAUUGCAAAAAAGGUGAGGUAGAAACUGCAGUUCUGUUAUUGGAAACAUUUAAUUGCAGGCCUAGGAUUGAAACUUACAACACACUCAUAUCAUGUUUAUCAAAAAAGAAUCAAUUAUGUGAAGCCCAAAAGCUAUGCGAGGAACUGGUAGAGAAAGAUUUGUCUCCAAAUGUGAUUACCUACACGUCUUUAAUCGACGGGCUAUGUCGUAAUGGCAGUGUUGAUUUUGCAUUUAGUAUUUUCGAUGAAAUGAGGAAGAAGAAUUGCAUGCCAAAUUUGUUAACUUAUAGUUCACUAAUUUAUGGGUUAUGUUUGGAUGGAAAUGUAGCUAGAGCAGAAAUAUUACUUGAAGAAAUGGAAAAUAAAGGAAUCAUUCCUGAUCAUGUGACAUAUACUUCAUUGAUCGAUGGAUAUGUGUCACUAAACCAAGUGGACCGCGCCUUUUCACUUCUUCAAAAGAUGGUCAGUAGCGGAUGCAAACCCAACUACCGAACUUUUUGUGUCCUGAUGAAAGGUUUAGAAAAAGAAAGCUGGGUACUUUUUGAAAAAGCUGCAGGCCAACACGAAGCAAUGGUUGACUUUUGUAGCUCGGGUGGGAAAGGGUUAACUUUCGCUAAUCUUUUAGAUAGAAUGUUGUGUGAACCAACAGUUGACACCUACAGUAACAUAAUUUCCGGUUUGUGUAAAGAAGGUAAGAGUACAGAGGCAGUUGAAUUGUUCCAUAACAUGGAAGAAAAAUCCAUAACUCCGGAUCUAAAUAUAUAUGCUUCUCUUAUAGCCGUACACUGUAAAAACUUGAAAAUGGAAGCCGCUUUAGAAUUCUUUAAUUUGAUGCUGGUAGGGGGGUUUGAACCUCAUAUUAAAUCUUAUAAAGCACUUAUUUGUGGUCUAUGCAAAAUAGGGCAAACGAGUAAAGCCCGUGAGUUAUUUGAGAACAUGCUAGAUCAACAAUGGGAUGCUGAUGAGGUUGUUUGGACGAUCUUGAUUGAUGGGGUUCUUCUUAGGGAGGCUGACGUGGAUACAUGCGUUCGUUGUAUCCAUAUAAUGGAAUCAAAGAACAGGAUUCCUAACUUUGAGACGUAUGUAAUGUUGGCAAAACAAGUGUCAGCAACCGAUGGUAGCUGUGAUGUUAAUGCUGUU
This is a messenger RNA of Helianthus annuus (common sunflower), 2679 nucleotides long. Its product is annotated as pentatricopeptide repeat-containing protein At5g65560. The record is from RefSeq and is a predicted model, not a curated record. The transcript has 3 exons. The annotation marks the transcript as partial. Gene Ontology annotation, molecular function: protein binding. NCBI's taxonomy places the organism in Eukaryota, Viridiplantae, Streptophyta, Magnoliopsida, Asterales, Asteraceae.